Messenger RNA from Macaca mulatta (Rhesus monkey), 4140 nucleotides. It is a transcript of the gene CSPG5, whose product is annotated as chondroitin sulfate proteoglycan 5. The record is from RefSeq and is a predicted model, not a curated record. Lineage: Eukaryota; Metazoa; Chordata; Mammalia; Primates; Cercopithecidae. Gene Ontology annotation, cellular component: synapse. Gene Ontology annotation, biological process: cell projection morphogenesis.
CUUAAAUAGUUAACACAAUAUAUUUAAAAUGAGUGGGAGAACUUCCUCCAUCAAAUGCUGUUGAAAACGUGUGAGUGGUUGUCAUGCCCCAGACAUCAAGGAACCCAUCCAUGAGGCCUUCCCACACAGACCGACCUCAGGAAGGGAAGGAGGAAGUAGGCCAUUCUGACAGCCACAACCUGAGUUGAGGAAACAAGCAGAGGAACACAGAGAGUCUACAUACAGUAAAAGGUGACAGGAGGUAAGCUGCACACAAGGGAAGCCGAGAUGGGUUGGAGGCAAUUAAGGGUGUGUUGCUGCCUCUGUGGCCAAGAGGUGAGUGCAAAGCCCUACGGUGCCCUGUUUAGAGAAGGCUAUUGUUUCAAACAUAUUUUACUUGGUCCCUGGAGGCAGCAUGAAACUGUGAAAGAAAGAGCCUUACCCCUUUUUUCAAGGAGCUCCAGACCACAGUUAUGGGUUGGGUGUGGGUGGUUGCCAUUCGUUCAUUUAUGCCUGUCUGAUAUGGAGCCUCCCUCUGUUACCAGCCCUGUGCACUCAAGUGCCUUGCAGUCCAGUGAGGAUUAACUGUAGGUAAGAUGAGAUGAUGGGCAUAAGUGUAACUGCUGAGGAGGCUUCAUAAAGGGAAAGGUGAUAAGAACUGAGCUUUUCUGGCAUGAGGAGUUUACCAGGCAGGAGAAGUAGAGACGCUAGGCUAGGCAAAUAGGCUGCAGCCAUAAUUCUGUGGAGAAACAGGUGUUGAACCAAGGCAACUCCAUCUGGAGACAUGUAUAAGAAAGAUUAGGAGAUGGAAUCUCCAUCUUGGUCACUUACUUGGUCCUCUAAGACAGAAAUGGGACCGAGAGUCUCUUAAAUACUGGAGUUGUCCUGUCUCCUUGGGCUGAUACCCUGAACUGUCACAUUUGGGUGAAUAACACAUUAAGGGGUAGACGGUCAGUUUGGGGGAAUAAACUAAGUGACUAGGUUGCGGUUCCUCCUCCCAACUAAGCAGACCUCCUGGUGAGUGGUCUUGGGUUGCCCUGUGAGCCCUGAAGCUGUGAAUGGGCCCCACAGAUACUCUAAAGCCAGGCGUCCAUGUGUGCCCGGCUGGGGAUCUAGGCCCCCCUGGUCUACCUAGGAAUCUGAGUCUUGGUGGUCUGAGACACCUGGGGGACGACGUAUCCCGGAGAAGGGACCAGGAUUAAAGGCCACUCCCCAGGCUGCCCGGAGGAGGCUAGAAGGAAGGCGAGGUAGCCGCAGUCCCAGGGAGGGUCUCACCCCUUGCUCCAGGGAUGCGUUCUGGCGGGCCUGGCUGUGCGAAAUCUGGGCUAGUGGCUUUGGCUGCGAACGGAUUAGGUCUGAUCCGAUUAGAGCCUGGGCCGUCGGCUUCGCCCCCUUGCCAGGCUCUGCCAACGCCCGCCCCUCCCUGGUGGAGACCCGGAGACCUCCCUGAGAGCCUUCCCGCCCGGAACACGGGAUUGGUGCAGAAAUUCGAGAGGCUCCAUGCGCCCCGGGCCUGGCUUGUUUCCACAGUGGGGGCUCUUGCUUCCGCCCCCUGCGGCUCUUCUGAGCCCCGCCCCGACCUUGCGGGUAUCUGGGCCCGCGACGUCCCCGCCUCCAUGCUUGCCGCGUGGCGGGUGGGUUCCUCCGGGUCGGGGCCCCGUGCCGCCUGUUCACCUGGGGCAGGACCGUGGCCCCAUCCCACAGGUCUCCCGCCCGUGCACCUGUCGCCUAACGCCGCUUGCCGCGCCGCGCAAGUACGCUUGCCCAGCGCUCCCAGUCCAUGUGUCUCCUAGUCCCCAGCGAGGGGUCUGUCUGUUCCCCUGGCAGGCGGACCGAGGGGCCGGCGUCAGCGCUACGUGCGGCGGGGCCGGCGCGGCGGGCGGGGUGAGGGCGGCGCUGAGCGCAGCGGCGGCAGCGGCGGCGCGGGAGGCGGGGAGGCGCGGCGCGCCGGGGACAGCGGCGGACGGCGGCGGCGGCAUGCGGCUCCUCGCGCUGCCCAUCGUGGGCUGAGGCGUCCGCAGAACGGGCGGGAGGCGCGGCGGCCGGGAGAGCCGAGGGCGCAGCCAGCCGGGCGGACCGCGGACAGCGGUCGGGGCGCCGCGCCAUGGGGCGAGCCGGGGGCGGGGGCCCGGGCCGGGGGCCGCCGCCACUGCUGCUGCUUCUGGGGGCCGCGCUGGUCCUGGCCUCUGGGGCCGUGCCGGCGCGUGAGGCGGGCAGCGCGGUCGAGGCCGAAGAGCUGGUGAAGGGCAGGCCGGCGUGGGAGCCGCGUGCCAACGACACGCGAGAAGAAGCCGGCCCACCAGCGGCUGGGGAAGAUGAGGCGUCGUGGACCGCGCCUGGCGGCGAGCUGGCCGGGCCAGAGGAGGUGCUGCAGGCGACCGGCACCGCCUGGCUGGAGGCUGACAACCCAGGCCUGGGAGGAGUGACCUCAGAGGCGGGUAGUGGCGAUGCCCAGGCCCUUCCAGCUACGCUCCAGGCUCCCCACGAGGUCCUCGGGCAGUCAGUCAUGCCCCCUGCCAUUCCUGAGGCUACAGAAGCCAGCGGGCCACCCUCCCCCACCCCUGGCGACAACCUGAGCCCAGCUUCUGAACUCCCCAAGGAGAGCCCCUUGGAGGUUUGGCUGAACCUGGGGGGCAGCACACCCGACCCUCAAGGGCCAGAGCCGACUUACCCCUUUCAGGGCACCCUGGAGCCCCAACCGGCAUCAGAUAUCAUUGACAUCGACUACUUCCAAGGAUUGGAUGGUGAGGGUCGUGGCGCAGACCUGGGGAGCUUCCCAGGGUCACCAGGAACCUCAGAGAACCACCCUGAUACUGAGGGAGAGACCCCUUCCUGGAGCCUGCUUGACUUAUACGAUGAUUUCACCCCCUUUGAUGAAUCUGAUUUCUACCCCACCACAUCCUUUUACGAUGACUUGGAUGAAGAGGAGGAGGAGGAGGAGGAUGACAAAGAUGCAGUAGGAGGUGGAGACCUAGAAGAUGAAAAUGAGCUUCUAGUGCCCACUGGGAAGCCCGGUCUGGGGCCCGGGACAGGCCAGCCCAACAGUCGAUGGCAUGCUGUCCCUCCACAGCACACUCUGGGGUCGGUCCCCGGCAGCAGCAUCGCCCUCCGGCCCCGCCCAGGAGAGCCAGGCAGGGACCUGGCCUCCAGUGAAAAUGGCACUGAGUGCCGCAGUGGCUUUGUGCGGCAUAACGGCUCCUGCCGGUCAGUGUGCGACCUCUUCCCAAGUUACUGUCACAAUGGCGGCCAGUGCUACCUGGUGGAGAACAUAGGGGCCUUCUGCAGGUGCAACACACAGGACUACAUCUGGCACAAGGGGAUGCGCUGCGAGUCCAUCAUCACCGACUUCCAGGUGAUGUGCGUGGCCGUGGGCUCAGCUGCCCUCGUCCUGCUCCUGCUCUUCAUGAUGACGGUGUUCUUCGCCAAGAAGCUCUACCUUCUCAAGACGGAGAACACCAAGCUGCGUAGGACCAACAAAUUCCGGACCCCAGCUGAACUCCACAAUGAUAACUUCUCCCUCUCCACCAUUGCCGAGGGCUCUCACCCAAAUGUAAGGAAACUUUGCAACACUCCCCGUACCUCCUCCCCCCAUGCCCGUGCCUUGGCUCACUAUGAUAACGUUAUCUGUCAGGAUGAUCCUAGUGCUCCCCACAAAAUCCAGGAGGCUCUCAAAUCCUGCCUGAAAGAGGAGGAGUCAUUUAACAUCCAGAACUCCAUGUCGCCCAAACUUGAGGGUGGCAAAGGUGACCAGGCUGACUUGGAUGUGAACUGUCUUCAGAAUAAUUUAACCUAAAACAGAGCAAGAAGAGAGGAAGCGGGGCUGGUGGGGGGGGGGGUAGGGGAAAGAAACAUUAUCUCCUCUUGUACAGAGUCUAUUUCUUGUAACCAUUUGUUAAACUCUUCUUUUUCUGAUCUCAUGGCAUGCUUUGAUGUAUUUUGUACAGGAGGCAAAAAAAAAAAAUACUUAAAAUAAGCAAAGAAACUGAACAAAAUUGCAUACAUUGGGUUGUUUUGUCUGUGCUGUCUGUACAUUGCUUCUGCUGCUGUGAUUUCUAAACCUGUGCUGUUAUUCAACUGACUUUUUUUUGUACUUUGACCCACCUUUUUUUGAAAUACCAGUAAAAAAACAAAGUUCUUGAAAUAAAACUUUUUAAAAAGUUA